Molecule: messenger RNA, 2811 nt
Organism: Spea bombifrons (plains spadefoot toad)
Lineage: Eukaryota; Metazoa; Chordata; Amphibia; Anura; Pelobatidae
Gene: IL17RD
Product: interleukin 17 receptor D
Exons: 13
Coding region: 7-2223 (738 amino acids)
Molecular function (GO): interleukin-17 receptor activity
Source: RefSeq, a predicted model, not a curated record
CAGCGCAUGCGCAGCCUGCCGCUCCGACCAGUGCACACCAUGGCCCCCUGGCUACUGCUCGCCAGCCCUGUCCUUGCCCUCUGGGUGCUGCUCUGCUCCUGCCCGGGGGCUGCUGGGGGGCUCCGGAGGGGUUCUGCGGACUCGUGUGGAUCCAAGGGAAUGUCGUUGGUCAGGAGCAGCGGAGGGAACAAUAUCACCUUCCGAUAUGACAACUGCACUUCGUCGCUCUACUCCACAGGGAAGCACCUGAUCGCGGAUGUGCAGAACAUCUCCAUCAGCCAGUUUGCUUGCAGCGACCAGGUCGCCGUGACUGUACUGUGGACGCCCAACGCUAUAGGCAUUGAGUAUCUGAAAGGUUUCCGCGUGGUCUUGGAGGAGCUGAAGUCCGAGGGGAGGAUUUGCCAGCAGAUGGUCCUGAAAGACCCCAAACAGCUGAACAGCAACUUCAAGAAAACUGUGAUGGAGACACAGCCGUUCAUUAACCUGAAAUUCGAAACUGAUUAUUUUGUGAAAAUUACCCCGUUCCCCUCCAUUAAAAACGAGAGUAACUACCAUCCGUUUUUCUUCAGGACUCGCACCUGCGAGUCCCUGCUGCAGACGGACAGCCUGACCUGCAGACCUUACUGGAGGCCGAAGAACCUGACUGUGAGCCAGCAGGGGGUCAGCAUGCAGGUGACCUUUGACCAGGCGCCGCACGCGUUCGGUUUCAGGUCCUACUACGUGAAUUAUAAGCUGAAACACGAAGCCUCGUUCAGGCAGAAGAUCUGCAGACAGGUGCUGAAUACGGAUUACUCAAACUGUUUGCUGCAGAACGUGGCGCCCGGGGAUUACGUGAUCGAGGUCAUGGACGACACGAACACAACGAGAAAAUCCAUGCUCUACUCAUUAAAACCAGUCCAUUCUCCGUGGGCCGGUCCUAUAAGAGCCAUCGCCAUAACCGUUCCGUUGGUCAUCAUAUCGGCGUUCGCCACGCUGUUUACCGUCAUGUGCCGGAAGAAACAACAAGAAAAUAUCUACUCGCACCUGGAUGAGGAGAGCUCCGAGUCGUCUACGUACGCGGGAAGUCUCCACGUGGAGAAACCCCGGCCGCAUCCAAAGGUCCUCCUCUGUUAUUCCAACAAAGACUGCCAGAAACACGUUAACGUCAUCCAGUGCUUCGCGUACUUUCUGCAGGACUUCUGCGGCUGUGAAGUUUCUCUGGAUUUGUGGGAAAACUUGAAGAUCUGUAAAGAAGGGCAGAAGGAAUGGCUGAAGCAGAAGCUGAAGGAGGUCCAGUACGUGAUAAUCGUGUGCUCCAAAGGGAUGAAAUACUUUGUGGAAAAGAAGAAGAAGAAGCAUAAAGGACGGAGCUCCGAGGCCGGCGCGGGAGAGCUUUUCGUAACCGCCAUGUCUCUGAUCGCCGAAAAACUGACCGACGACGAGGGGAGUUCAGACAACCUCUCCAAAUUCAUCACCGUGUACUUUGAUUACUCCAGCGAGAACGACAUUCCCACCGUCCUGGAGCCCACCAGGAAAUACAAGCUGAUGGACCACCUGCCCCAGCUCUACUACCACUUAUACUCCAAGGAACUGGGUGUUCACGACCCCGAUCAAUACCCGACAAACAUCAGCAAGAGGAACUACUUCCGGAGCAAAGCCGGCCGCGCGCUCUACGUCGCCAUCUGCAACAUGCACCAGUACAUCGACCAGGAGCCCGAUUGGUUCGAGAAGCAGCACGCCCCGUCCGUGUCCCCGACCCUCAAUAACCAGGAGCCGCUGAUGGAAAAGUUUGACUCCGGAUUGGUUCUAAACGACGUGGCUGGGAAGGCGCUGACCGAGGCCGACCUCGCCAUCAGAGCGGAAGUGGUGGCCUCCGUGGACUGUCGCCCUGCCCAGGACUCGGCAGCGGCCGACGUGGCAGAGGACUCCGAAGCCCAAGACUCGUUCGCCGGGAGCUGCUCGCUCCGACCCGUCUUGCAUUCGGUGAAGGCCGUCGGUCAGGCUGAAAUGCCACGGGAUUCCGGGAUAUAUGACUUUUCCGUUCCUUCGUCAGAACUGUCGUUGCCUUUAAUGGAGGGGCUUUCUGCUGACCACGUGGAGACCUGUUCGAUCGCAGAAAGCGUUUCUUCGUCAUCGGGACUAGGCGAAGAAGAGCCCUCGAUCCCCAAAUCUGUCAUCUACGGAGUGUGCAAAGCAGAACUUCAUUGCCACCCCGACGAGCUGCCGGCCGUCGCACCCUUGUAGCUUUUCUUUUUUUACUCCACUGGUUAACCUUUUCUCCUCCGGAGGGGCAGAGAAGACGUUCGAAUGCAUUGCCACUUUAACAGGUUUUGUGAUUAAUCAGCAAGUCGCCGCGGAACCUGGAGCUACUUGAAUAACGAGACAAAAACUGCCAUUUUCAGCCAGAUGCUUUUGUAUUUUUCCAUCACUUCUGUUAAUAGGAACUGACGGGGAAAGGAGAGCUUAAUGCAGCGCGGCCGUAGACCGUCACCGUGGCUCUGAAAGAGGUUCCGCAGCAGCUGAGGCCAGUCUGUGAGCGUCCUGAAUGAUUUCCGUAGAGAACGUCCAGGAUUUAGACGCAGUAGAAGUGAGAGCCUAUUGACGGCUUGGUAUAUGUACUUAUAAUAUAUAGAACCCCCCCGGACAUUUAACGACACGUUUUCUGCCAUCGCAGCCGUUCGUUUACCGACGUUUGUGCCUUUAUCACCGAAUUAGUAAUUACAGCACAACUUAAAUCUACGCGUCCUGACCACGCACAGCAAAAUGCCACAAUACUAACCAAAUCUCAUGAUCCGCACGGCACGUGGCGUCAGGCGGGCAACGGGGCGACUC